Lasiodiplodia theobromae is the source of this 3420-nucleotide messenger RNA. RefSeq names its product Ras-like guanine nucleotide exchange factor. Gene Ontology annotation, molecular function: guanyl-nucleotide exchange factor activity; protein binding. Lineage: Eukaryota; Fungi; Ascomycota; Dothideomycetes; Botryosphaeriales; Botryosphaeriaceae. The transcript has 5 exons. The record is from RefSeq and is a predicted model, not a curated record. Gene Ontology annotation, cellular component: plasma membrane. Gene Ontology annotation, biological process: positive regulation of GTPase activity; Ras protein signal transduction. The coding region runs from base 1 to 3420 and encodes 1139 amino acids.
AUGAACGGAUACUCGGGCACGUUGGCCCCGCCAGGGGGCCUGUACGUACGCGCCCUGUACGACUACGAUGCCGACGACCGCACUAGCUUGAGCUUCCGUCAGGGGGAUAUAAUACAGGUCAUCACGCAACUCGAGAGUGGUUGGUGGGACGGCGUUAUCAACGGGGUUCGAGGCUGGUUCCCCAGCAACUACUGCGCCGUUGUCUCACCGCCCAAGGACGAAACCCACGAUGCUGAGAGCAGUGCCGACGAAGGAGAUGCUGGUACUUUGGACGGGUCGCAGGACUUGGGCAGCUACUCGGAGGCUUCAGAUACCGACGAUGAUGGUGGGCAGACACAGCUGCCGUUGGAGGGCACGGACACGGAUAAGGAGGAGGAGGCUGCAUUCUGGAUUCCUCAGGCCACGCCCGAUGGGAGGCUGUUCUACUUCAACACACUCACUGGCGUAAGCACCAUGGAACUUCCGCUUGAAACGCCCUCAUCGUUGUCGGAAAAUGGUCCAAGAGACCGCACCAACGUCAACAUGCCCGAGAGCAGUCGACCACCCCCCGAGCUUAUGGCGGGCGGCUGGCAUAUGUACAAUGGCGACACAGACGACGAGAACUCUGCGUCGGAUGUGGAGGGACCCUCCGGCAUGGGUGGAUCCCACAGCUCUCUGCAGAGACGACGGUCCUUGGCUUCCAACGGAAUUUCUCCCGCCACAUCUAUGGACUCCAUGAGCAAUGCCUCCGGAUUGACGCGUUCUCGAUCCGACCUUCACGAACACGCGAAUAACACAGCCUUCUCGGGACUUGGCCCGCCUUUAGGCUCCACCAUGUCUUCGUACGCGAAUAACUCAAUUGGAGCGCCUCUCACGUCCGCCGUUUCCCGACAAUUCUUUGACGACGCUCAGGCUGUUCCUCUGACAUGGAAUCGAAUGGUCGAAGACAUGCGCAGGUCCGUGGAACGGUAUCGACAAGCCAUCAACAAUGGUGAUCGUUCAGAGUUUGUGAAGAGAGCGGAGGACAUCUCGGACCACCUGCGAUUGCUGCUCGCUGCAGGCUCGGGAACUACAGAUAACCACUCCGGCAAUCCGUCAAUCAUCUCCACUAACAAGGCGCUCUAUCCCCAUUUCCGGGAAACCAUGUCCAGGUUCUCCAAGCUUGUGCUCUCCUCGCAUAUUGCAGCGGCCGAUUGGCCUCCAGCGGACUCUUACUCCAAGUGUUUGAAAGAAGCAGACGGCGUACUGAAUGGAGUUUACGGGUUUGUUGAAGUAGCCCGCCAACAGCGCGGUGAAGACAUUCCCCGUUUGAUCCCUGGUUUCGUCGUGAAUAGCUACAACGGAGGAAACUGGCAGAAUAAUGGUCUCAGCAACAGCGACCCGAUGAACCCAAUGUCUUUCAUCGACCAGGACGACUUCGACGAACCGAGCACGCGACUGGACGACAAACUUGUCGAAAGGCUAGAGGACCUCAAGAGACUCAUCGUCGCGAGUAUCAGAAAGCUGGAAGAACGUUUGGUCGUCGAAGAAAAGAUCAUCACCGAAGCUGUUCACCAAAAAGCGGGAGAGCGCGUCUGCAAAGCCGCAACAAAGGUCCUCGAGAUUUACCGUCCCUGGAUUGCGACAGUUGAGUCGAUCAAUCUUGCGCCAAUUGGCUCGACAUUCCAAAACCCUCAGAUUGCAGACUUCAGCGUGGCAAAGCAAAAGGUUUACGACAUGAUCUCGGAGCUCAUUAUCACUUGUCAAGCAGUAUCUGCACCCCUAGGUGAUGAAUGGGCAGACAACCGUGGAGAUUCGUUGGAGGAACGCUUGAACCGAGUCCGCACUGUUUCGCGGGAUCUUGAGUCAAACACUUCGAAGCUGUACUUUGCUCUCCAGCUGCUCUCCGAUCUCAUGCCCAUUGAGGACAGCCCGUCCUCCAUCGAUAGCAAGCGCCACACUGACAUGGAUCUGUACAACACUUACCAGCGAAAGCCGUCGACCCAGUUCAACAGGUCCCCUCUUGGGGACGAUCCUCUCGAAAUGCACAGCGGAGGAAACAACUCCAAACUCAAGAAGUUCUUCGGAGAAGUGCCUGCACCUGUUUUGCCUCAGGCGGUUCCAGAAGAGAUCCCCGAGUUCCUCCAACUGGACCACGAAGGCGAGAUCUCGUACGAUCUCAAGACCACCCCAGCGCAGCUCAAGGGUGGCACGCUUGCCGGUCUCGUCGAGCAGCUCACCCGCCACGACAGGCUCGAUUCGCCUUUCAACAACACGUUCCUUCUCACCUACCGCUCCUUCACCACUGCUAGCGAGCUAUUCGACAUGUUGGUCAAGCGCUGGAGCAUCCAACCGCCCGCUGGCCUGUCUAGGGAGGACUACCAACUUUGGGUGGACAAGAAACAGAAGCCCAUCCGCUUCCGUGUCGUCAACAUCCUCAAGAGUUGGUUCGACAACUACUGGAUGGAGGGCAGCGACGACGAGGCGCAAGCUCUCAUUCAGCGGGUGUACGCCUUUGCCAAGGACCACAUCGCAACCACAAACACCCCUGGAGCUACUCCUCUAAUGACAGCCGUCGAACAGCGCGCCAGAGGCCAGGACGCGCCAACGAAGCGUCUCGUCCUCACUUUGAACACGUCGACGCCUCAGCCCAUUCUGCCGAAGCACAUGAAGAAGCUCAAGUUCCUCGACAUCGAUGCCACUGAGUUUGCUCGCCAGCUCACGAUUAUUGAGUCGAGGCUGUACGGCAAGAUCAAGCCUACAGAGUGUCUGAACAAGACUUGGCAGAAGAAGCUGGCGCCAGGUGAAGCAGAUCCUGCCAUGAACGUCAAGGCUCUGAUUCUGCACUCCAACCAACUCACCAACUGGGUUGCGCAAAUGAUUCUCACGCAAUCAGACGUCAAGCGACGUGUGGUGGUCAUCAAGCAUUUUGUCUCUGUGGCCGAUAAAUGCCGCACGCUGAACAAUUUCUCGACGCUUACGUCGAUCAUCUCUGCGCUCGGUACCGCACCGAUCCACCGUCUCAGCAGGACGUGGGGUGCCGUCAACGCCAGGACAAUGACUACUCUGGAGAACAUGCGCAAGCUCAUGGGAAGCACAAAGAACUUUGCCGAGUACAGAGAUACUUUGCACAAGGCCAACCCGCCAUGCAUUCCAUUCUUCGGUGUCUAUCUCACCGAUUUAACUUUCAUCGAAGACGGUAUCCCGUCUCUUAUCAAGAAGACCAACCUCAUCAACUUUGCCAAGCGCGCGAAGACGGCAGAGGUCAUCCGGGACAUCCAGCAGUACCAGAAUGUGCCAUACCCACUGCAGCCUGUGCCGGAGCUACAAGACUACAUCUUGACCAACAUGCAAUCAGCGGGUGACGUACACGAGAUGUAUGACAUGAGUUUGGCGGUCGAGCCUCGAGAGCGUGAGGAUGAGAAGAUCGCAAGACUUCUAUCUGAGUCCGGAUUCCUAUGA